Messenger RNA from Parus major (Great Tit), 14979 nucleotides. RefSeq names its product nyctalopin (gene NYX). The record is from RefSeq and is a predicted model, not a curated record. The coding region runs from base 12436 to 13857 and encodes 473 amino acids. NCBI's taxonomy places the organism in Eukaryota, Metazoa, Chordata, Aves, Passeriformes, Paridae. Gene Ontology annotation, cellular component: extracellular matrix. The transcript is spliced from 2 exons. Gene Ontology annotation, molecular function: protein binding.
UGUCAUUCAGGCAUAAACUGUAGAUGUCUCAGAGCUAUCAGUUUAUGUUACUGCAGCAAGUAUGUGCAGUAUCAGGGAAAAUCCUAAUACUUGGAGAAUCAUUUUACAAAUCAGCAGCAGUGAUUUCCAUUUGCUUUCAGUUUGCCUCCUUUGACCUCUGUUCACAUGUGGAAAAACACAGCCUGCGUAGGACAUGGAUAAUGUAACUUCCCUGCUCUGUUCCACCCGGAUCUCACCGUGUUAUUUUACUUUCAGAGCCUCACCCAAUAUAGGUGCCACAAAUUAGUCACUGCCCUGAAGUGUAAAUGCUUGUGUUUUUCCAUCCAGGAGGGUGGUUAGAAAAUUUGGCACAUAAUGCUGCAAGGAGUUGGCAGAACUGAAAGUAGGUGAGCUCAGACACUGGUCUGAGGAAUGCAGCAAAUCCAAAUUUAGGGCUCUGGAGGCUGGAUCACAAGUGCUGCAGCCCUGUGAUACAAAGUGCUGAUCUGAUAUUGGCUCAUUCUGCUUGUUCAGAUGUGUUCGAGUGUUUCUGAGAAGUUAUUUUUGUGCUGGCAGGCUUUGUGAGAGAUCAGGUGGUGUCUGCCCAUGCGGCUCUGCCUUUCUGCAAGGCUGGAGAUCAUUUCUCUUCCUGCAGCUGGCACGGAGCUGUCAUUAAAAGCAUGACUGACAUAAACACUGCUCUGGCUAAUUAGACAGCAGUGAGGUUGUGUGCCUGCACCCAGCCUGGGGCAUCUUGGCUGCCGUGGAGGAGCCUCUCCCCCAUCCAUUGCUCAGGACAGAGGAACAGCUUGGGCAAGGCUGAAAUCCAAAGCAAAAUGAGUUUGUUUUCUUUUUCCCAAGGGCAGGACACAUACCUUUCACCGCCCUCUUUGCUGGAGGGCGCUGGCACUGGACUUUGACUCCAGUUCACUGUUCUGGCCCAAGGGCACAUUGUGGUGCUGAGGGCCAUUCUUGUAAAGCAAACUUCCUUCUCUCUCACAUAAUAAUUUUUCUUCUAAUUUUUUUUUCUUUUUUUUUUAAACGGUGCUUUGCUAGUGGUCAGCUUUUGGCUUUUGCUUUUUGGUUGCUCAGGUUUUGUCAGGACAAAAGGGUGAGGCUCGGCAAGGUGCAAGUAUCUCUGCAGCCUGGGAGAGGGAGCACUGCAGUAAUUCCUGCUCUCUGUCUCUCCCCUUGUGUCCAGAGGAGAAGAAAAUGAAGCCUGACAUGAUUAUCAGAUAGCUCAUUAACUGAAUCCCAUCGGAAGUGGUCACUCUGCAAAUUCUUGGUGAUUUAAUUCCCCCAUUUAAUUAAUUCCUCCUCUAGAAAUUAUCAGCUCACAUUGGAGACAAAUUACCUGUUAAUUUUUCAUUUAAUAAUUAGUGCUCGUCUAGGCCCUAGUUAAGCUUUCUUGCCUUAUGUCAGAUUUGAUCAAAAGGAGACACCUGAGCCUUCUGAUUUGUGUUAAUGUGAACAUUUCCCCUUUUAUGUAGAGAGCACAGGUUAAGGCAGGGGUCUGACAAUGCCCACAGCACCUCCUGGAGAGGUGGUUCCCUCCCCACUUCUGCUGGGGACUUUGCAUGGGCCUGGGAGAGACCAGGGACAAAAACCCCACCCAAAAAUAAUUACAGUGCAAGACUGUGACCUUUGCAGCUUCUGCUGUGCUGGGGCCCAAAGUCUCUGAGCGUUGUUUUUUUAUCUGCCCGAGUGUCACAAGGCCGGGGCAGUGGCCUCCGGAGGGGCUGCAGUGUGAGGGCUGCAGGCGAGGGCUUUCAUGGUGGAUGGGGGAGCUUGGGCUCUGGGCUCUAUCCCUGAGGCUGCUGCUGUAUUUUAUCUACAGAUUUGUUCAGUGCAAAAUGCAGAAGCUGCCCAGGAAACAGAAGGCGACGCUUCCCCCCGCCAUCCCCCCCGGAAGUGUUUGCAAAUCCCAUCUCCUGUUUCACUGCGUGUUUCUGCCAGAGGCUGCUGGCAUUAUUUAUUCAUUUUGCUGCACAGUGUCAUGGUUUCAGCAGGAGGGGGGGAUAGUUCUCUUUUGAUCCCUGCUGGCCCGAUGGUUUCUGUUGGCGGGGCACUUCUCUAGGGGAGGUGGUGGGGUGGGUUUGGCUCUCCUGCAGCUUGGGGCUGCUGCUCUUGGGGCUGCUUCUCAUCAGGCAAGCUCUGAAAAGCUGCUGCUUGCCCAGCCUGUGGCUGAUUUCACUGAGGUUAAGGGUUUGCUGUGCUGCAGUUUGUCCUUGCACACUCCCAGGGCAGGGGAGGAAAGGCUCAAUUCAGGCUGUGUGGGACAGUGCUCAGAGCAGGUGCUGGUGAGGCUGCAGGGCUGGGCUCUCUGCAGAAAUCAGGGCUGGGAGCAGCGUCCUGGUGACACUUGACAGAGCCUCUUUGGACUGGGCUGGUUGUUCAUGCACAGGAAUGAUGGAUGAAAGGCAAACACCCCAUAGACUUUGUCAUGGAAAAGUGAUAGGCAUGUUCCAGGCUUGAAAAAAAUAAAAUGUUUAGAUAUCCUACAGGUGCUGCCUAGGUCUCACAAAACACUUCUGAUCAAACAUUCAGGCCCAGAACCUCUAGGGUAUUUCAGCAUCCAUGCUGCUGACAUUCCUUGGCAUACACUUAAUCCCUUUUACGUCUCUCAAGUGUGAAUAGAGCCACCCAAACACAGGUGCUGCUGCCUGGCACAGCCCCAAAUCUGCAGGGGUGGAUAUCAGGCAAGGUGUGUCCAGAUCUGGGCUUUUCUGGCACAAACCUCUCUGUACUGUGUCAGUGCCCUGCUGCUCAUCCUGUUCCCUGGGAUGCUGCUGCCCAUUGAGUUGUGAGGGCCGUGUGCUCUUCUCCACACCCUGUGCUGUAGCCUGUACAGCCUGGUGCUGUAGCCCUUCAAGACUCCAGCAACACACAGCCAGCUUGAGGCACUGGCAGGAUCCCCCAGACUCCAUGGGAUGCUCUGUCAAGGCACCCACUGAGCAUCUACUCCAAAUAAAAGUCUGAGAGCAUCCCAGCUUGGUGCUUUCAUUCAUUACUUCCACUGUCUGCUCUAUUUUUUUUUGCAAAUUUUAAGCUGCACCAAUUGCAGCCCCUAGCAGUGAGGUUCCCUACCCAAGGGAAGCAUUUCUGUGACACUGGUGAGUCCAUCUCUCUGGUGAGAGAGACGCUGUAGAGGCUGUCACCAAGUGCACCUGAGUGGCUGCUGUGCAUGCUCAGAGUGCCAGGGAGGAAGAGGAUGUUUUGGAUGCCCCAGAAGUGCUGUCCUGUGUGUCCCACCAGCUCCUUCCCCCUCCCACACCCUCAUGUACCAAAUUUGCCUUCCCUGUACAGCCCUGUAAGUCUCAGAGAAGUGUGAAACUGCUGCUGAAGUCAAAGGCAAAUGAUAAUCAUAGUGAGUAAUUCUGGCUGGAACACAGGUUUUUUGAGGGCUGUUGUAUCUUACAGAGCCCCAGUGUGAUUUAUUUUUAAUGCUGAAUGUCUGGCCCUCCAUCACAUUUCCCACACGUGUCAUUUGCCCCCUCAUUUUGCUUGUUUCCCACCAUACAAGGAGGGCAGAUACUCUCCAUUAUAACUCAAAUUGGGCACAGUAUCUCCGACAGCUUGUUGCAACACACUGGUGGCUACAGCCCAGCUGUUGUGGCACAGCUUCUCUGACAAGAGCACAGAGGGUUUCCUCUGCCUGCCUGCAGGUUCCCGUGAACCCAAGACAAACUGCAUCCCUGGAUGCACCCCAGAAAUGGUUAAGGGAGGAGCAGGCUAUGGUGCUGCUGCUGUCAAGCUCACAGGAGCAGGGCUUUUUCUUCUUGUUGCCAGUUACUAGGACUGGGAGCCAGCUCUGAUGCUGUCCAGGAGUGUAGUACUUGUACUUGCCCUCCUGCAGAGGAGCUGCAUCCUCUGCCACCAUCAAUUUCAUGUCCCAGAAAAGGGUGCUGAACUCCUUCUCCCUCAGGUAAUGAGGCCUUCUGCAGCUGGCAGGAAACAGAGUCUUCUGCAUGAGCAGAAGUGCUGUGCUCCUGUGAUCCAUAAAUACACCCCAACUUGGGGGAUCUGCUGUCUUUGCCAUGUCGUGGCCAUGGGGGCUUUUUCUGGCAAAGCCCAGGGUUGGUACAGAGGAGGAGGUGUCAGCAGCCCAUAAAAGCACAGGCAGGGAAUGAGUGGGAAGCAGAAUAUGUGGGUGUAAAUGUGAGCUUAUCUCCUGCAGUGGCUGCUCCCCUCCCACCCCCAAGCUCUGCUGGCUUUAAUCAUCUUAGAUCUGUGCAAAAACUCUGCAUACAUCAGGUGCAGGAUGUUUGAGUGGCUGUAUUACUGAGCUGGAGGAUCUAAACCCCUUGCACAUGGACUUUGUGGAGGUGGCAGACGGCUCUGAUGGCCACAGCUCCUGACCCCAGGGCAGCUCCUGACCCCAGGCACUGCUCCAUCCCCCUCUGCUGUGCCCAGGAGCAGUGAUGUGUUUCACAUCUGGGCUUGAUAUAUUCAGAGAAUGCAUGGCCACUGCAUAUUCAGUAAGGCAUGAUAAGUUCAUUUAACAAAUCUUCCAGGUCAUCUGUGAAUGUAUACUGCUCUAACCUCCAGUUUAAUGUGCUGGCUAUUGUGGUAUUGAAGUUUAUUCCUGAUCCUGAUUUUCCUCUUUUCCUGCCUGCCAGCAUCUUUGACAGACAACAGAAUUCUAUUUUUGAUCUGUACCAGGUAAUUAUGUUUGCUUGGCAUGUUGCAGUGCUCCUUGUUACUUUGCAUUCAGGAGUGUUAGUCAGGCAGGAGAAAGUGUCAUGAUAGGUGGAGUAAAAAUCACAAUCCAGCCCAGAUAUAGCCCCCCAGGUCUGGUCCUCCAAGAGUCCCAGGGCUUAAGGGUCAUUCCCCCAAGUAUUUGACCUGGCUGCAGAGCAGGAUCCUGACAGAAAUGCCCGAGUUAAGUGAAGACAGGUAAGGUGAUAAACCUGCCCCAAAUAUUGACUCUAUACUGUGGGGAGAAGGUGGCACUGAUCCUGUCCUCUAGGUGGGAGAAAUUAAUUACGAGGAGGUAAAUAAAGUGUCUGGUGAGUCUUGGGAGGGCUGUUGGCUUGGAAAAGGUAUGGCUUGUUGUGCCUUUGGUGCAGAAAGACUGUUUGAAAAGGUGUUUGCAGAGCUGUGUGUAAGUUCAUUGUGCAUUGCCUGUAUGUGGCUGUGGAGGAGCUUUAUCAGGAUAAAUGGACCCACGAGCACUAAGGGGGAACUACGCAGAACUUACUGCCACCUCCUUGCCUUCCUUUCCCAUUAGAUCACAAGUACCUGCAGGGAGUCACUGCCUUGGGCAGCAGCCUGUGGAAAACACGGCAUGAGGACUUCAGCAGGACACAAGCAGCUUCCUUUUACUGUCCUGGGUGGGAGUGGGAGCUCCAGACAAAAUUCACUAGAGAAACCCUGCCACUGAGUCACAAGGUGCAGAGGAUCUUGCUUUUUUAACUUGGAGAGAAGCCUGAAGGUGGCUGGAUCCAGUCUCAGCCUCACACUGUCAACAAUUGUAAUUGUUGAGUAAUUGUGACCUGCAGGAUUUAAAGAUGGCAAAUCGGAUAUGUCCCUAUAAAAAAAAUUGCUCGUGAUGACAAAUGAUUAGACAAAAGAUUGUAAUCAGAAUUACUUACUGCACAGACUAGAAGCUGAAACUGCUAACAGUUAUAUAGUAUAAUGUAGUGCACUAAAUUAAAGCAAUUGUAUUAAAGGUAACAAAAAGAAGCAGUUGCUAAGUAGACAUUGAUGUAACUCAGCACACCAACACUCAGAGUGGGGAGGUCUCUUUCUCUUAACCUGGAGGAGCAACCUUGAGGGGCAUCCCCACUCAAGGGGGAAUCUCCACACACACUCCAGGAAGGGGUAUCUCAGAAGAACCUCCUAUGUGGAAAGUGGACUGGGUUUUUAGAGUGUAAAGGGGUUGACUGCCAGUCCUAUGCCUCCAGGCCAGUUUAGCAACUUACUGGCCAAAGGUUUGCCUUACUGUCAGGAUGUUGAUUUGGGGUCAGUGUGCCAGACUGAUUUUUAGCAUAACACAACACCAGAACAACACAUGGCUCCCCUCUCAAUCCACCCUGAUAGAUUUGCAAAUGAGACAUUUUCCACUGAGUUGCUUGACCACAUUCCAGGUCAAAGCAUGAGGGGGUGUGGGGGGAAACAUCCUGCCACAAUUACACAGGAUAGAAAUGACCCCACAGUUGCACAGAGCAGAGCAGCUCCCCAGCUGCUGGGAAAUGUGGCAUGAGCCCACACUCCCCCAGGACUCCCUGGCUGUGCAUGCCCACAUCACUGGCACCCUCAGGUGCCACCUUCAGCAGGGAGGGCAGGCUGGAAAGUCCAGGUGCUGCCAGUCGUGGAUAUCCCGAUCUGCUGCGUGACGUGGGAGCUCCUCUGAUGCACUCUGGACAGCGGUGAUGCCCUGCUGCACAUCAGGGCAGGAGGGAGGGCAGGGCUCCCCUCACCCUGCAGAGGAAGAUGAUGCAGCCCUGUUCAGGCUUCAACAGCAGCGUUUUUUCCCUGAACAGAGAACCCUAAGCAUGGCUGCCCAGUUUUAGUCAAGGCCGAGUCACAGAGCGAAUGUGCAAAACUUGGAUUCAAAUCCCUCUUCAGUUUUAGUACAGAUCUGAGCCCAGCUUCCCUUCCCUUCCCCAAGACUGCUCUGGGUAUUGUGGAGAAUUACCCAGCAGCCCAGAUGAUGUUGUUUUUCAGCACUGCAUCCAUACCCAUGUACUGCAGUGGGAAGCAGGAACUUGCUUCCAUGGCAGACACCCAGCCCCUCACUGCAGAGCAGCCCUCACCGCUCCUUUCUUGCUGGAGAUGUUUGAUUGGCUUGAGAGAGACAUGAAACCACAUCUGCAGGAUGGGCGGGGAGAGACCUCGUGAGCUGAUGUAAAAUCCAGCGGCCUUGGACAGACUUGGAGAGAAUCUCUGUCCCGCCCUUGCCAAGCAGUGGGAGGAUCUGACCCUGAUGGAACCAUCCCCAGGUCUCCCUGUGCUCUUCUUGUGGGGUGUGUGUGAUGUCUUACGGGGCUGCUGGCAGAGGUUUGGGCUGACAGAUGAGCAGCCCGUGGUUUGCUGUGCACUGCAUCUGCUUCAGGCUGCCUACCCUAGAGUGUGCUGUUCCCUUUCAGAAAAUGCUCCUGCUGCAGCUGCAGGCUCCCGGGCCUCUCCUGCCUCAUGGCCUGGCCAUCGGGCAGCACCUGGGCUGGGGCUGAGAUCUGGUGCCCAGCUUGACCCUCUCCUCUUCCCACUGUUUUAUUGAUUUUAAUUCAUCACUUUCCAUGUGGUUAAGUGGCUUUUUGGUGGCUGUUUCUUGCCAAGUGCUGCUGCUGGCUGCCUUGUCUCAUCCACAGCCUGGGUGGUGAAGAGCCCUCCUGCAGGAUUGCUCCUGCAGGCAGCCUGCUGUGAGGCAGCUGCCAGCUGCUGUGUCCUUGGGCUGGCUUUGGGCAUUGUGACAUGCUCUCAGUCCACAGUCAAGGGUCCAUCAGGAACCUGUCCCAGCUCUGAGAUGGCAGCCCACAUGUGUGUGGUGGGAAUGUUGCUCAGGGGGGAGGGUGAAUGGGGCUGGUGUGAGCUUGAGGCCCUCCUUGCCGAGGAUCCACAGGGGGAACCUGUGGGGGGAACCACAGCAGCUCUUCUGUCCAAAGCGUGUCUUGAAGUUGGUCUUCUGCAGGGGUGGGACCAGGAGGAGGCAGGCUGACAAGGAGACAGCACGGAAGCCUGAGGAAGCUCUGGAAUUCAAUGCCUGAGCGAAGUUUGGUGGCCUCAGUCUACACAAAAAUGAAACCCCUGCUUGCAGAUGGAGAUCUGUCCUCUCUUCUGAGCAAGGGAGAGCUCUUCAGCCCCUUGCUCUCAAAGUCCUGGUUGGCCCCUCAGCUGCUUCUGCGUCUCCUGUGAGCAGCCACAUCAGACGUGUACCAAGUGCUAUUUCUGCAAACCGCAGCACGGCCACACUGGUCUGUCCUGUCUGCUCACAGCUCUGCAAUCCCACCAUGGGACACCUGCUCCCUGCCCCAAACUCACCCCAGCCAGGGCUGUGUGUGCCCAUCCUGGGAGCAGCCUGGUCCCACAGGCAGUGCUGACAACAGGAGCUCUGCCGAGGAGUGCUGAGGCAGCUCCUUCAAAGGUCACCCUGGUGAUUAGGAGCACAGGAAAGGUUCAGAUGUGUGACACGGCUGUGGCUGUGAGAAGAGGGGAAGUAUGCAUCAUGCUGUGACCACUGACACAAGCUCAGGAAACCAGAGCCUGGGGAAGGUGGACAGGCUCGGGCGCUGUAUGGAACAAGGACCUCACCCCCAGCACUGUUCCCAUGCAAGCAGCUGAUAGAGAUAAAAACCAGGGAGUGAAGAUGUUCAGCCACCAGAGUCAGGCAAGCAGCUCUGCUCCUUCACUGCUCUGGAAGUGUCUGAAUGUGCAGUGCCUGGGUUCCAGCCAAUCCAGCACUGGUGUCAUCAAAGCUGCACGUCCUUGGCUGUUUUGUCAUCCUCUGUUAGAGAAAGUGAGCCCUGUUGAGGGCCACAGUGGUUCCCAUAGCUAAGUGGCUAAAGUGGGUGAGAUGAGACUUCUCACUUCCAGUUAGGUAAAAUGAGUCCCACCAGCUGUUCUUGAACAAACUUGGAAAAUAAUGGGAAUAUUUUAAUCUGCAAGAAGCAGUCCCCAGAGACAAUUUUAAAUCAUAUCAAUGUAUAUUAGAGAUAGGAGCUACCUACAGAUCCUUAAGUGAUGAUCAUAUGAAAUGCCCCUGGUCAUGAAGAAAUGGGCUUUUAGAAGGAAUCUUUGCACCAAGUCUGCACAAGAUUGCCCUGCAAGACAGACUUGUCCUCACUGCCAGAUGGUGAAGCUAUGCCAAGGUUGAUGUUCCCACAGCACACACCUCUGGAGCAGAGUGGGCUCCUUCAAUCAGGACUCAAUUCUCCAAAUUCUUUUAGUGGAAGAUCAGAUAUAAACAUCUAUUGAUUUUUUUUUUUUUCAGUGGCAGCAUAUCUCUGCAGCUUUCUGGUCUUGUCUCCACAGAGAGACACUGACCUCUGGCUUCUCUGAGUUCCCAGAGAUUAAAAAGAGCAGGAUAGAUCAUGAGGAGGAACUCCUGGUGGCAAAAAAAAUUUAACAGCACAGAGCUGCAGUAGCACAGUCUGUAGCUUCUGAGUCUACUUCCAGCCUGGCAGCCACAGCACCUUCCCAACACAGAGCACCUGUAGUGUGCUCAACCCUCAGCAUUAACCAGCCAUGAGUCAUGCUCUAAAUAAUGCUGAGAUGUGGUUUAGAAUCCAAGUUUGUUUCUUUAGAGAAUACACGCUGGUCUCCUUUAUGUUUUCCUACCUAAAACGACUAGAAACUUCUCCUUUUCAGGCCUCCUUCUCACACUGUCAUGCCCUUUCGGUGCCAAGGGUUAUCAGGAAAUGAGUCAGGAGUCUCCAGCAGUUCACAAGGGCACUAGGUGCCCUGCUUGGUGCACCUGCAGUGCUCUGCUGAAGCUGCUCACAGGGCGACGCUCCCUGGCUUUCCUAGAAAUUGGGACCUCAUUUGCCUGCCAGUGCCAGCUCCCCAGCUCCCCCAGCACAUGCUGAGAUGUUAAUGUCUUCUCUGUGCCGGGGGCUGCAGCUGUGCAAGGCUCCUGCCCAUGGAUGGUGCAGAGAGGUGCAGUGCCGUGAGCUGUGGAGCUGCUGCUGCUGCUGGGCAGGAGGAGCUCCGGGUGUGCCAGCUCAGUGUGCCUGGUGAGGCUGGGCUGGGAGGGCUCCUGAUGGGGCAGGACACGGCCUCUUCCUGCUGUUUUACCUCCAGCCAUGGUAGAAAAUCCAGGGUGGGGCUGGGCCAGCUGCAGUCACUGAAGUUGCGUGUGUGGGCUGGAUGCUGAUGGCACAGCUGCUGUCAGAAGCUCCUGCAGGAGCAAAUCCUGUCUGUGCUGGUCUCUGGUGAGGCUGCCUGCUGCAGCAGCUCUCUGAGAAGUGCUCCCUCCCUGCCAGCCUUCCUCCAGCUGCGGCAGCAUCGCCUCAUCAGCACUGCGGCUGCUGAUGCCCCAGUGGGCACCUACUGCCACUGCCCCCCCCACCAAAAAGGGGCUGCUGAGGUGCUCUCAGCUCCAGGUUAUCAAACACGCCAGUCCUCAGCCCAUCAGCCCCCACCCAGCCGCUGUGCAUAGCAGAGGUUCCCAGUGCCCUUCACUGGGAGUGAUUUGUCGGUCCUGCAAGCUGCUCCUCUGAGGGAGGUGGUUCUGCUGAUCACAGAAACACUUCCCGAGGCUCAGUGGUCCCUCAUGUCCCACCCCUCCAGCCCUAAUAUGGGCACAUGGAAGAAGAGCAGCGAGGCACAGGGGACCCCCAAAAUCUCAGAGGAAUGUGGUGUCCUGGUGCAGAGCAUCCCCUCCCCGUGAGCAGGUUUGGUGUUGCUGUGUGAAGCUGCUCAGACACCAGUUUGUCCCCAAAUCCCACACACCCUCUUCGCCCGCUGCCUCCCUCUUGCUGACACAAGAGACAUGAUUCCUGGUACCCCUGAUAAGGCUCUUGCAGAUACUGGGGAAGAAAGAAGUGGGAAUAGCACUUCCUCCUCCUCCUCCCGUCUCAGUUUCUUCAUGGCUGAAAGUGAUCUGCUUUCUGUGAUCAGGUAGGUUGUGGCUUCCUGGCAUUCUCAUGGGAACCAGGGCUUCCAGGGCAAACAUCAGCUGCCCCAGCACCAGGGAGGACCCAGCUGGAGCUGGGUCUGUCACCACAAGGUCUCCAGCAGCUUCAGCUCUGUGCUGGAGGCUGCAACGUGCCCGUCUGUGGCUUUGCAAAUCUCUUUCCUCCUCUGCAAAACAGCACAGUGCAAAGCACUGAAGUGCAAAGCUGGAGGGUUUAUUACAGCAGGUGGUGAGGAAAGGCUUAAAAUCUAAAAUUCAGCUAAAAUCUGUGCUCUGUGGGUCACUCCCUGCCUUCCAGCCUGCCCCCAGCACAGCCUGCUUACACACUGUUGGGGACAGACAAAUUUCCUGAGGUGCCAGCCAGAUGCCUGAAGACUGAGGGAAAGCCAAACCAAAAUAAACCUGAUGUAGCUGGGUGUUUUAAUUUGCAGGAAGUGCUGUGCAGCAGCAGGCUGGUUCCCAGCUGAAUCUUUCUUGCUGCAUCAAGCAUAAAUUCAUCAGGUAUUCCAUUUCCUGGGAAAAAAAAAUAAAGCAGAAUAAUUCACUUGGAAAUAAAGAGUGGAGCUAUUUUUCCCUCUGACAUGGUGAAUGCAAUUACCCAAGGCAUGGGAGGCUGAGAUAACUCACUUAUUCAGCCCCCACUCUCCAAAGAAACCAUCAUCAUUCUGUCAGAAAAGGCUUUAAACUCAAAUUCACAUCCUGAAUGCUAAAACAUCACCACAUACAGAAGCCAUCCUUAUGAUUUCCAUGCACCAGCUGCUGCAUCACAAGGAAAACACACUCAUAGGCCAGAAUUUAUUAUUGUCAAGGCCAUACACACAGUGCAAGCUCCCUGUGUUUGCUGACCCUUUUCCCAAUGCUGUUGGUAUCUCCUUGUCCUUCAGGAGCAAUUCCUAGUGAAGCAAAGCCCACUGGCACUCUGUUAGUAGUGUGUGAGCCAUGCUGGGGCUGGGAAAAUGUGCAUGGGGGUUGAGAGUCUCAAGCUGUGUCUGUUUGGAGAGCUCAGUGCAGGCAAGCCAUAAGCCUGUGAUUGCCCCCAAAUUUAAUUCCAUUUAGGCAGCACUCUCCCACCACUUCUGCCAUUACAUAAUGGGGAGUGAAGUAAUGACUUUCAGCAAUGCUGUUUGAGUGGCAGCAGUCCAAUCCUGGACUGUAUUUUUUUUUUUAAUGGUGGGGGGAGAGCAGGUUGGCAGAGGGGAGGAAGCAUCCGUUUGGUUCGUCUGCAAUCCCUGUUUCGCUUUGGGAGCUUUAGAGGACAGACACAUUCUUCCAUCUCCGCUAAUCCUCCUCUGAUACAGAGGAUUUUCCUGCCAUUAAAUGAUAGCUUGUGAGAAAAAAAUGCCAACUUUUCAGAGACUGGCUCUUGUGGCUAAGGGCAGCCUCAUGAGCAGGAGGGAGGACACAGCCACUGCCUGGCCAGGUAAGCCACACGUCCGGGUGAUUUCUGUUGGGAAUUUUGGUUUCCACUCUUUGAUGGUUAAGCUCCUCUGUACCAGCACCUGUUUCCUGGGGGUAGAGCCAGUCUCUUACUGUUGGUGAUCAUUUCCCACCUGAGAUGACAGGAAUCUGCCUUUGGCAUGGCUUCUGGGAAGGACGCGGAUGAGCUCCUGAAAAGCAGUGGCACAAAGCUGCAAGAUCCCCUGAGAAGGUCAGUGGUGGAAGAAAGAUCCUCACCAGGAAGGUGCUGGGGACUUCUUCAGUUUGAAAGUGUGUGAGAGAAGAGCAUUUUCCUUCAUCUUCCUUUCUAAACAUAGAUCUUUUUGUGGAAAAAUGAUGCAGGGAAAUGACAGAGGAUGAAACCCAUCUCUAGUCUUCCUGUAUGCUUUUAGAUCCCUCAAGUUUGCUUGCCAGACCUGAAAUGCCUGAAAAUAAUCAAGGUAAUGUUUGCCAUCAUCCUAAAUGUGAUCCUUUGGGUCCCACAGGUCCAUGGGGUGUGGGCCUGUGUGCGCUCCUGCCCUCCCAGCUGUGUGUGCACGCCGGAGAGGAGCUGCUCCGUGCUCUGUGACCGUGCUGGGCUGGGGCAGAUCCCCAGCGAGUUCCCCUGCGAAGCCUCUUCCAUCAACCUGGAUAAAAAUAGCAUCAAGUUCCUGUCCGAGAGGGCCUUUGGGACACUGCCUUCCCUCAAGUCCCUGUCUCUCAACCACAACAACAUCUCCUUCAUCACUCCAGGGGCGUUCAAGGGGCUGCCCAGCCUGACGGAGCUGAAGAUGGCCCACAACGAGUACAUUCGCUAUCUCCACACUCGCACCUUCACCGCGCUCCGGCGCCUUGUGAGGCUGGACCUGGCUGACUGCAACCUCUUCAACAUCCCAGACAGGAUCUUCAUCGAGCUGCCUGCUCUGCAGGAGCUGUUCUGCUUCCAGAACAACUUCCGAAGGAUCCCAGGUGCCAUCAGGGGCAUGGAGAACUUGACCCAUGUGUACCUGGAGAGAAAUAGGAUCGAAGCGGUGGCCUAUAACUCCCUGCAGGGCCUGACUAAGCUGAAAUACCUGAAUCUGCAGGACAACAAGAUAAAUGUCAUCCAUGAGCGAGCUUUUCAGGGCUGUCAGAGGAUGGAGUACCUGUACCUGAAUGACAACUUGAUCAGUGAGCUUCCAGAAAACUCCUUUGAUGGCCUGAGGCGCCUGAAGAUGCUCAACCUGGGGGGGAAUUUUCUCAGGAACAUUUCCAACACCUGGUUCCGGGACUUGGGGGAGCUGGAGUUCCUCUACCUGGACCGCAACAGGAUCAGCUACAUCGAGGAAGGGGCUUUUGAGAACCUCACCAGCCUGGUGGCGCUGCACUUGAACAGCAACAACCUGACCACGCUGCCCUUCUCGGUGUUCGAGCCCGUGUACUUCCUGGGGCGCCUGUACCUCUUCCGCAACCCCUGGGAGUGCGACUGCCGCAUCGAGUGGCUCAAGGAGUGGAUGGAGAACUACAGGCUCGUCAGGGAUAUUCCGUGUGCCUCCCCCUCCUCCGUGGCUGGCAUUGAUCUGACGGACGUGCUCUUCGAGAGGUCUCCCGAGGGUUACUGCCUCGACCCGGUGGAGCUGAACAUCACGUCCGAGGGGCCGGCCCCGAGCCAGGAGCCUUGGUCCACCACAGAGAGCAAGUUCAACAGCCUUAUCUCCAAACUCUUGCUCCAGAUGGGCCUUCCCGAAGAGGUGGCAAAUGCCACUGAGGUGUACAGUAACACCACGCAGCCAGACGGACAGACUGAAGGGGUUUCUUCUGGCAUGGGGGAAGAAAGAACCAAGGCUGACUCCUCCUCCUUGUACCUCCCAGCACUUUUUACAGUGAUUGUUCUGCUGUGCAAAUAAUCCAAGGGCUGGAUGGAGCAGGGGUUCUGCUUAAGCAUUUAGACCCUGCCCCUACUUUGUCAUGAGAGAAAAGUUUUACUGUGAACCUCCGAUACAUAAUGGGCUCCAAACUCUUCCAGGCUGGGUUUGUUGGAUCUGGCUCCAGAUUCCCCUGGGAGCUGGUGAAAUCUGGGUCCCACUCUGGGUGACAAACCUGCCCUGUGGGUGCCCCAGAGCCUCCUGGAUACUCAGAGGGGGAUGAGCAGCACUAAUACUGAAUUUUGCCUAGAGAUGUGUGAUGUUCCCUGCUGGGAAUGAGGGAAGAGGGGUCUGUCUGUGGGGUGUUUGUUCCACCAGGCCAACUUGUGAGAGCGAGAUGUUCCAUGGUGACUCAGCUUCGUGAGAGCGAGAUGAGGCCGCAAAACCGGACCCCUCUUCAUGUCCUGACAGACACCCACACCCACACCCACAGCAGGUGCUGCUGAACAAUGGGAAACCAUUCCUGAUUUCCCCCCUCGGGUGCAGGAGGGAGCAGGGCAGGCCUGGUGACAUCCAGGGAUGCAGCACUGGGCCUCAUGGGAAGGAGGAAAGUGUCUGGAGAGGCACCAGCCCCAGGCAGGUCUGGGGUGGGCACAGUAUGCUGGCAGUGACCCCAGGCAGGAUUUGGAUCCUUUCUCCCCCCCGUUAUCCUGGUGGCACUGGUGCGGGAGAACCAGAUGGACCCGUGUUUGUCCAAACAGUCCCCUCUGAGGCAAAGCUACUUAAACUUAACCUACUUAUUCCCAUCAUUUCAAUGUGUUUAUUUUUUCAGUGAAUAUAUUGUUUCAAGGAAUACAUUUUUUUUAUUUGUAGGUUGUUUCAUGGCAUGGCAGCAGGGGCAGAGCACAGUGAUGACAAAUGCAACCAGACCCUAUGAAAUAUUUUGUAUUUCCACCACUAAUAUGUACCAUGUAGUGUGUCAUAUUAUGCCAUAUUGAUAAUCUUCUUUUAUACAGCAUUUUAAGUGUUUUAUCUUUGAAAUCUUCAAUGAAAGCUGCUAAUAUAUCUGCUAAUACCAGAAAGAAUGAUGUUUUAUGUAUCAAAGCAUAUUAAUAAAAUAAUUUGAUAUUUUACUCACAAAAAUAAAUUAACUGCUCAAAUCUA